AUCUUGCAAAAGAAAAAAUAAUAAUAAUAGAACAAAGAAGAAGAAGAAGUCGCAAUUUGAUUAAUGGACGGCUAAGGUUUGACGAUGACCUGAUUACCAUCACACUAAACUCCGAUCGUGCUCUCUAACACAAAAGCUUUGAUCUUUCUCCAAAAAUUGUUUUUAUCUCCACAGACAAGGAUCUGAUUUUGAAAGAUCGAGAUCUGUCGGCAAAAAAUGGCGAAUAACGCGGCGGCUUGUGCGGAAAGGGCAACAAAUGAUAUGCUGAUUGGUCCUGAUUGGGCUAUCAACAUCGAACUCUGUGACAUUAUCAACUUGGAUCCUAGUCAAGCAAAAGAAGCAGUGAAGGUGCUUAAGAAACGGUUAGCAAGUAAAAACUCCAAAGUGCAGAUUCUUGCUCUUUAUGCAUUGGAAACUCUCAGUAAGAACUGUGGAGAGAGCGUGUUCCAGCUUAUCGUGGACCGUGGUAUUUUGCCUGAUAUGGUCAAAAUAGUGAAGAAAAAGCCAGAUCUGAGUGUAAGGGAGAAGAUACUUAGUUUAUUAGAUACAUGGCAAGAAGCUUUUGGUGGGAGCGGUGGAAGGUUUCCUCAGUAUUACAAUGCUUAUAAUGAACUCAGGUCUGCUGGAGUUGAGUUCCCACCUCGAACGGAGAGCAGUGUACCCUUCUUUACUCCACCUCAGACUCAGCCCAUUAUUGCUCAAGCCGCUGCUGCGUCAGAUGAAGAUGCUGCUAUUCAGGCCUCUUUGCAAAGUGAUGAUGCUUCUGCACUCAGUGUGGAAGAGAUUCAAAGCGCUCAGGGAUCAGUUGAUAUUUUGACGGACAUGCUUGGUGCUCUUGAUCCAAGCCAUCCUGAGGGUUUAAAGGAAGAACUUAUAGUUGAUUUGGUAGAGCAAUGCCGCACUUAUCAAAGACGUGUGAUGACUCUGGUCAACACUACAUCAGAUGAGGAGCUUCUGUGUCAAGGAUUAGCAUUAAACGAUAACUUGCAGCGUGUUCUUCAGCAACAUGAUGAUAAGGCGAAGGGAAACUCUGUUCCUCCUGCAACAGCUCCCUCUCCAAUACCGCUUGUUAGCAUCAACCAUGACGACGAUGAUGAUGAGUCAGAUGAUGAUUUUGCUCAGCUAUCCCACAGGUCGAAAAGAGAGAGUGCACGAGUGAGUUUCAACCCUGUCCUUCCUCCUCCUCCACCUACAAUGAGGCCAGUACACGUUGAAUCUGGUGGUUCUAUGGACUUCCUCAGUGGUGAUGUCUACAAACCUCAAGCAACCUCAGAGAGUUUAAAGCCUUCCCAUUCAUCAGAUCGAGACUCUUCUGCUCCUAUCUUCGAUGAGCCAGCUCCUAGGAGCAAAUCCCCUGAGCAGUUACCUCGUGCUCCAUGGGAUCCUGAAGGAACCAGGGUUUUUUCACCACCAAUGUCUGUUAGAACCAAGCAUAAUAAUAAUGUUCCUCAACACUUGAGCAGUGGCUCUGAUUCCUCUUAUGAGGAUCUUGUGGGAAAGUCCCGGAAUCUCUCUCUGAAUCCAACCGCCUCUGCUGCUGCUGCUGCUGCUGCUACACCACCAAAGAAAGAUGAUAAGCCAGAGGAUAUCCUUUUCAAAGACUUGGUUGACUUUGCUAAAAACAGGAAAUCAUCUUCUUCUUCUUCUUCUUCCUCCAAACCCUUUUGAGGCAGAGCUCCCAGUUGUUGCUUUAGUAAUAAUAAAUACUCCUUUUUACCAUUCUUUUCUCUUCAUUUGUGUUAUUGUUUUCUUUGAUUGAUGAACAUGGAGGCGUGAACACUUUGUUUCUUUUUCUUUCAAAUAAAAAGUUAAUAUAUAGAGACC
Molecule: messenger RNA, 1824 nt
Organism: Brassica oleracea var. oleracea
Lineage: Eukaryota; Viridiplantae; Streptophyta; Magnoliopsida; Brassicales; Brassicaceae
Product: TOM1-like protein 2
Exons: 10
Coding region: 217-1668 (483 amino acids)
Biological process (GO): protein transport to vacuole involved in ubiquitin-dependent protein catabolic process via the multivesicular body sorting pathway
Molecular function (GO): ubiquitin binding; phosphatidylinositol binding
Source: RefSeq, a predicted model, not a curated record